CUGCUGUGGAUGGUAUCGCUACUCACAUUUUGCAAGUACAUACUGACCGAGAUCAAGACUCUAGACAUAAAUGACAACAGUCCCAUUUUUAAGGAGGAUAUUGAGAAUAUUUCUGUUAAAGAAUCUGUUUCACUAGGUACAGAGUUGCCAAUAAUGGUGGCGGAAGAUUCGGACAUUGGUAACAAUUCUGUUCAAAGUUACAAGAUUGUUGACAGGAACGACGGUGGGGUGUUUGACUUAAAAGUGUCGCGCUCUACUUCGGAAAUAUUUCAAGUCAAACUUGUCGUGUCGAAAAGGCUGGACCGCGAAAUAAACGACNUUCUCGCGAGCGUCAUGGCGCGAAUGCUGCUGUGGCUGGUAUCGCUACUCACAUUUUGCAAGUACAUACUGACCGAGAUCAAGACUCUAGACAUAAAUGACAACAGUCCCAUUUUUAAGGAGGAUAUUGAGAAUAUUUCUUUUAAAGAAUCUGUUCCACUAGGUACAGAGUUUCCAAUAACGGUGGCGGAAGAUUCGGACAUUGGUAACAAUUCUGUUCAAAGUUACGAGAUUGUUGACAGGAACGACGGCGGGGUGUUUGACUUAAAAGUGUUGCGCUCUACUUCGGAAAUAUUUCAAGUCAAACUUGUCGUGUCGAAAAGGCUGGACCGCGAAAUAAACGACAGCUACUAUUUGGUGAUCGAGGCGAGAGAUGGGGGUAGCCCACCAAGGGUUGGACGCAAAGGUUUGAGUAUCACAGUUCUAGAUUCGAACGAUCACUUUCCCAAAUUCAGCAAAGAUCGCUAUGUCGGCGAGGUUAGAGAGAAUUCUCGUGUAGGAACGUUUGUGCUGAAUGUUACUGCGACAGAUAAAGACAUUGGUACAAACGGUGAAGUGGUCUACUCUCUCCAAGUUCCGCCUCGAUAUAAAGAUCUUUUCACGCUGGACGCGCGAACGGGCGAACUUCGUACAAACGUAUUAAAAGAACAGAUCUUUUCAAAUUGCUUUCAGGUUCUUGAUGAGAACGACAACAAACCAGAAAUCACCGUGAUUUUGCUCUCAAACACGUUCGACAAGCAGGGUAAGAUUCCCGAGGAUAGCAACCUCAAUACUGGCGUUGCUUCGGUAACGGUGCACGAUAAGGACAGCGGACCCAGUGGCCUUGUCACGGUCACUCUACAGCAUCACAAGCAAGAUUUCAGGUUACAGGAGAUGUCCGCAGGCAAAUAUGUCCUCAAAAUACGGCAAUCACUGAGUCUAGACCGACGUGCGCAGUACAAGAUCAAAAUCGUGGCUGAAGAUCAAGGUAAGCCACUGUCACAAAGGAACAGCUACAUACUACCUGUCAAGCUAGCCGACAGCAACAGGCACGCUCCGAGAUUCACUCGGAAGGUUUACGACCUGAACAUCGGUGAUGACGUCACACCAGGCGAGGUUAUCGCGAGGACGACAGCGACCGACGAAGAUGAUGGGAGAAACUCCGAGUUGACCUACGGUGUGGAAAGCGUGCGCGUAGGUGAUCGCAAUGGUAGCGUUGAAGACCUUGCUAAAUGGUUUGACAUUGAUAAUACAGGGCAAGUGUUUGUUCGCGUGAAGUUAUGGUGCGUAUUCACUCCAUCUUUUACAGUGAACAUUGAUGUUCGAGAUGAUGGCCGCGUACCUCGACAUGGAAAAACUGUGUUAAAAGUCGUCGUUAAAUGUUCGCAGCACAUCCAUAAUUUUAGCGUGGCAGAAAAUAAACCUGAAGGAGUUGAAAUUGGAAGGAUUUCACUCACUUCUGCAGCACCAGACAAACCGCUUCGUGUAAGAUUGGUCACGAAUACCGCCGACUUUGCUUUAGACGAAAAGAAGGGGAUAUUAACAACCACGAGAAUGUUGGAUCGAGAGGCGAACAGUUCUUACUCAUUAACUGCCGUUUUAUCAGAUGGAAGCGUGGAAAUGGAUAUUGUUUUGAACGUUACGGUGAGUGACAUGAACGAUAACUCGCCCGUUUUUGUUGGAAUGGUAGGUAGUCAUAACAUGACUCUGUCAAACGCAGUUUUCGUCGGAGAAACAAUCUUGAAAGUACAAGCGAUCGAUAGAGAUUCUGGAUCAAACGGUCUUGUGAAAUACUCCAUCGUUAGUGGAAACAACCGUCGAGUAUUCCUCAUGAACGAACGCAACGGGAAAAUCUCACUCAGAAAGGUACUAAGCGAAGAAGCUUACACUUUGACAAUCAGAGCUGCGGACUCGGGGUUCAUCGAAACGGAGGCUUUUCUACGUUUGAUAAUCUCGGUCAAAUUCAUCACUCCCGCAACUCCGCCCUCCGGUCUCCCAGGGGACAUUCCAGCUACAACGAAAGGGGACAAUGAUGUGGUGGAAACGCGAAAGGGGAAUGGAGGUUUCUUUUCGGACAUAAAGAUGAUCAUAGUGGUUGGAGCGUGCGUCGGCUUCUUGUUGUUAAGUGUUUGCCUGAUAGCAGUUUUCUGCUUGAAGUUCAGGCGUAGAAAUAACAAAGAAGAA
Messenger RNA from Orbicella faveolata, 2481 nucleotides. Its product is annotated as protocadherin-1-like. Gene Ontology annotation, molecular function: calcium ion binding. Gene Ontology annotation, biological process: homophilic cell-cell adhesion. Gene Ontology annotation, cellular component: plasma membrane. The record is from RefSeq and is a predicted model, not a curated record. NCBI's taxonomy places the organism in Eukaryota, Metazoa, Cnidaria, Anthozoa, Scleractinia, Merulinidae.